This is a messenger RNA of Xiphias gladius (swordfish), 3668 nucleotides long. It is a transcript of the gene rab25b, whose product is annotated as RAB25, member RAS oncogene family b. The record is from RefSeq and is a predicted model, not a curated record. Gene Ontology annotation, cellular component: recycling endosome. Gene Ontology annotation, molecular function: GTP binding; GTPase activity. Bases 280 to 906 code for a protein of 208 amino acids. The transcript is spliced from 5 exons. Lineage: Eukaryota; Metazoa; Chordata; Actinopteri; Istiophoriformes; Xiphiidae. Gene Ontology annotation, biological process: exocytosis.
CCGCCUGCUGUACCAGCACAACUUGGAUACACAUGUAUUGCUCAAACACGCCAGCUUUUUAUUAACUCAGAUAGGGAAGGGUAGUGAAGGGCAGAAAGCAGGUGACUGGCAUUCAUGUGUCAAAACGUCUUUGCAGCCAUUUUCUCUCCUGAAGCCUGAGGAUCUGAGAGGCAGGUUGGUUUUGGUGUGAGUGAGUGUCAUCUUACAUCCCGCGAUCAGUCUGUGAGCGCUGGAGACACGGCAGUCAACUGCGGGGCGGCAACGUUGAAUGGAAAGAACAUGGGGUCAGAUGAGGCAUACAACUUUGUCUUUAAGGUGGUUCUGGUUGGUGAAUCUGGUGUAGGAAAGAGCAACCUGUUGUCCCGCUUCACCAAAAACGAGUUCAACCAUGACACUCGUACAACCAUCGGGGUGGAGUUCAGCACACGGACAGUGCAGCUCAGCGGCGUCACCAUUAAGGCCCAGAUCUGGGACACGGCCGGGCUGGAGCGAUACCGGGCCAUCACUUCUGCAUAUUACAGAGGUGCUGUUGGAGCCAUGCUGGUCUAUGACGUCACCAAACACCUCACCUAUGAGAGUGUGGAGCGCUGGCUGAAGGAGCUGUACGACCACGCUGACCCCCAUGUUGUGGUCAUGCUGGUGGGCAACAAAACUGACCUGGAGUCAGAGAGAUCUGUGCCAACAGAGGAGGCCAAAGACUUUGCAGAAAAGAAAGGUAUUUUGUUCGUGGAGACCUCGGCCUUGGAGUCAACUAACGUGGAAGCAGCGUUCAACAAUGUUCUAGCAGAGAUUCACAGGAAAGUGAACAGUAAGGAAGUGGUUCGAGGCUCCAUCAAUGCCGUGUCCCUGAACAGCUCCAAAGCAGAAAACACAGAGGAGAAUAAGCCCUGCUGCAGGAACAUCUGAUCACAUCAUCCUUUAGAAGCCCAGGGGGGCCGUGGUGGGUGGCAGGUGAACUCCUCCUUCACCCACAACCCUGUGCUAGAGCUUGACAAGAGGCAGGCAACAUAGCAGUGGUGGGUACCAAUAUUAACGGUCCUGGCUUAAGUGAUGCCACUCUGAAAUGACUGAUUUACAAGUUGUACAAGCAGCACGGUGGCAGGGUGUAUUCAAAAGAUGAUCGAUGAAUGUCAAUGAAUGUAGCUGGAAACCAGUAUCAGUCUUUUGAGAGUCCUUGCUGACCACUGAACAUACAGUAUGUGAAAGCUUAACUGUGUUACCUGUAAGAUAUUAUAUUUAUAAUCCAUGCAGAAACCUGGAAAAAUCAGGGUAUGUGUAAUGUUUUAAGAGUAAAUGCCACUUGACUGUUUUAUGUUUUGUUCAAAUCAACGACUUGGUUGGUGGAAAAUAUUUUAUGUACUGACUGUGACUCUUGCUGCCAUUGAUGUGCCUGAGCUCAAGCUGAUGAUCUGUGAUGAGACUGAAUGCAUUUCUGUUGAGACAUAAAUGAUUAAUGGAGACAGUUAGCCUGAUGCGUGUCAUGUGUGUCUUACAACAAUAACAUUUUCAAGUAAUUAAAAAUACCAGGUUAGCAGGGUUUACCACCUCGGCAGUUACUCAGUUCAAAUGAAAUGCUAGUUGUCGAUCACAACACCAAACACUACAAAAUUGAAAAAUGAUUUCCUGUGGUGAGCUCAAAUCUCUGGAAAACACUCUAUUGUUUUAUGAGUCAAAGUGAUAAAGUUUAUUUAGCCACGGUCUGUUUCUGACCCAGGCCUCUCUCAAACUGUUUGAGGCUUAGAUGCCUCAUAACCUGGUUCAUAACCUUACAGGAACUCCAUAAUGAGGUCUGGAAAUCCUGGAGACCUCAACAUUAAAAAAUAUGAAGAUGCAAAGAUGUAGAAGACGUUCUGAGAUAAAACGGAAAUCAUUUUUAGAUGCACAGUAGCAAAUCCACCGGAAAUAAUAAGUCAGAGGUGGGAAACCUUUUCAUGCAUGAUAUCUUCUUUUUCCUCUGCAUGGGCUGAGAUAAUUAACUGACCCAAUUAAUGUUGACUAACCCUGCCAGAAAGAUGCGUGCAGUGAAUGAGUACACUGACCUCUUAAAAGAGGUGGGGUGAUAUGACAAAAAAGAUGCUUCCUUCCUGCGUCAAAGUGAAUGACAGUGAAACCAAACCAGCCGUCACUUUUAUGAGACGUGAGUGGAUGACCUGAUAAAAGAAGGGAGCAAACAAGAGUUGAACCAGUAAUGGCCUUUAAUCAAACACUGGAUAUCAGCUGGUCUGUGUUAUCCGUGUCUGAUAUAAGGAAAGUUCCUGCCUGACCACGAAAACAUGGAAACAGUGUGUAAAAACCAUACCAUAUAGCUCCCUGCCUGGCCCUACCCGCGGAUACAGCCCAUAGGAGUGUAUCAGCAGUAAGCCGAUACCUUUGUGGGCCCUGGGCUCGUUUUUUACAGGACAGUGUCGUAAUAGCAGUAAAAUUGUAUUUUAUUGAUGUGUUCAGACAUUGACUCAUUAAAUACUUAAGGUUGUGUCAGGGACUUUCCCACUCUGCCAAGUGUUUAAUAGUGAGAAAUACCGAUAAAUGUAUAUCAUUACUGUUUAGACUAUGUAUUAUUAUUUUGUUUUUACUCUAUAAUGUAGUUUUAAUGCAUAGAAAGGUUUAUCAGGAUUAUAAAUAUGGUACAUUUGUUCCUAUCUCAUGCAUGUAUAUCCCACAUUUCAAGAUCUGUAUCUUAGAAUCUAACAUUUCUUUUCAUGUAAUAAAGAUGAUGGAGUGACAAUAUUUUUGUCUAAAUAGGCUAAGUAUAAACUGAACUUUGUGAGUCACCUUGUGUGGUUUAAGCAUUGACUUUAAAUAUGUGUGAGUAGGGGAGAACGAUUUCAAAGUCUGUGGUAUUUUAUACCUUGUUAACCUGCUUUCAAUGUUUGGGAUGUACCAAAUCCAUACCAGCAAAUUCCUCAACCAAAAACCAAACUUCACUGUAUUCAGUGCCACUUCGAGUAUAGAUCUGGACACACUGAAACUAAGUCAGAAACGACAAAACCUUCUGUAGUUAGGUGUCAGAUGCCUACAUUGGGUAGCUUGUAUCCUGUUUUCUCUGCGUCUUUGCUGCAAAUUCUGUUCUCUCAACAAAGACUUACAGUAUUUAAACACAGGUUGCAUGAAAAAUAUAAAAGAACGCAAUAUUUCAACUUGAAAUGGUUAAAUUUUCAUUCAACACUGGCACAAAAUGUUUGCUCACAGGGAACUGGGGAUGGUAUCAUCCUUGAAAAAAAGAGAUCUAACAUCAAUCAGUGGGAGUCCCUGUAUCUUAUUUUGAGAUCCACUAAAGAAAACUAUUUGUAAAAAAUAAGGGUUAAUCAAAUCUAGAAGGCUGAUUUUGAUUAACCCUUUUUUUUUUGACACUGGCUUUGGUCUGUUCUUGUUUGGGAUCCCACUGACCCCAGUGAUGCAUGUGUAAACGUAAUGACUGCAAAAUCAUUAUUGUAGAAAGUUAUUAAAACCUCUGGUUUUCCCCAAACUUUUGCACAUUUGAUGACGAGAGCCGAGGUCCCGCCUCACAUCCACUUUACCCCUUAUCCUGGUGCAGAAAGUUACGUGGGUGUGGGGCAGGAUAUCAAAUCUUCUGGGCCGCUCUUUGGUCAACACUGUGGCAGCGAAGGGGUUUAGCCUGGGCUCCUCCGGUUUCCUCCCGCAUUUCUCUUUAAUUUGUUUCAGUGAAU